Messenger RNA from Gavia stellata (red-throated loon), 1263 nucleotides. It is a transcript of the gene ENOSF1, whose product is annotated as enolase superfamily member 1. Gene Ontology annotation, biological process: carbohydrate catabolic process. The record is from RefSeq and is a predicted model, not a curated record. Gene Ontology annotation, molecular function: magnesium ion binding; hydro-lyase activity. Lineage: Eukaryota; Metazoa; Chordata; Aves; Gaviiformes; Gaviidae. The transcript is spliced from 15 exons.
AUGCCUUAUAGAGGAAAUGAGAACGUGAACGUGACUGCAAGUACCGAACAACUCUGGGAGGUGCAGCAGUUGCUUGAAAGGGAUGUCAUAUGUGCUGUCAAGGCUUUCUUUAUUCACGUGGUCAAUAGAGAUAUGAGGGAAAUUGUCAACAACUUUGGAGGCUUGUACAGAGAGCUCACCAGUGACAGGGAACUCUGCUGGAUAAGACACAUUGGGGGUGCUGUUACUGGACCAGAGAAGGGUGCUGUGCAUGUGGCCAUAGCUGCUAUCCUGAAUGCUCUGUGGGCCAAGGGAGAGGGAAAGUUUCUGUGGAAGUUACUAGUCGACAUGGCAAGGAAAUCUUGUUAUAUUUCCAGUGGAAAGGAUGCCAAACAAUUGCCAUUCUGCAUGGAUUUCAGACAUACUACUGAUGUGCUAAGAGAUGAAGACGAUUAUGAAAUACUCCAAAAUGGCCUGCUUGGGAAAAAGAAAAGGGAAGAGCAAAUGUUGAAGCAUGGAUAUCUGGCUUAUACAAGAUCCUGUGCCUGGCUGGGCUACUCAGACAGCAGUCAUUUAAGUAAUUUCCCCACUAAGGCAGAGUAUUACAGUCCUGUCCAUGAUCAAGGAUAUACUCAAGGAAUACUAGCAUUGAGAACAAGAUGCAGUGUGGCCUUGAGAGAAGGCUGGACUAGGUUCGAAGUAAAAGCGGGUGCAGAUCUGCAGGAUAUUUGCAGACGCAGAUUUAUAUGAGAAAUGAUUGGCCCAGACAAAAUAAUGAUGCUGGAUGCAAACCGACAAUGGGAAAUAAGGGAAGCAAUAGAGUGGGUCACUAACCAGCUGAGUUUAAACCCUUAUGGAUUAAUGCCAACUUUUCCAGAUGAGUAUAUGCAUGUCCAGAUGGGACAUGCAACCAUUCCAAAAGCCUUACCACUGCUAGGAAUUGGUGUGGCAACCAGAGAACAUUGCCACAACAGAGUCAUAUUUAAACAGCUUCUACAAGCUAAAGCCUUGAGUUAUCUCCAAAUUGACAGCUGCAGGCUGGAAAGUGUAAAUGAAAACUUGUCUGUGCUGCUGAUGGCCAAAAAGUUCCAGAGUAAGGCUCUGCAAAAUGCAGCAGGUAUUGGGGCUCUGUGUGAAUUAGUCCAGCACUUGAUAAUAUUUGAUUUUAUCCCAGUAUCUGAAAGCCUUGAAAGCAGAAAAGAUGUUGCUACAUGGUGGUCACAGCAUGCAUUUGCCUUGUUACCCUACAAGCCUACCUACAUGUGGGCUACAAAGAGAAGUUAG